Laccaria bicolor S238N-H82 is the source of this 627-nucleotide messenger RNA. RefSeq lists its product as uncharacterized. The record is from RefSeq and is a predicted model, not a curated record. The coding region runs from base 1 to 627 and encodes 208 amino acids. The transcript is spliced from 3 exons. Lineage: Eukaryota; Fungi; Basidiomycota; Agaricomycetes; Agaricales; Hydnangiaceae.
AUGACGCCACUCAAUAACACGGAUGAAGUUGUGAAUCUCACCGCCGGAAGGACAAUUCCUGGGGCACGAAGAGCCCAUCUCAAUGCAAGAUAUGGGGCCAGCUCAAAACCAACCAAGACCAAAAAGAGGUCAACCAAAUGCGCCGAGGAGAUGUUCAGCAGGUCAGUGAUGGCCGCACCCAUCACCCACCUUCUCCCAACAGAGACCAAAAGUGGCCAAAUCAAGCAAACAACACGUGAGCAAGAGCAACUGCUCAGCUGGGCUGGUGGUGACCUGGCGCUACAGGAAAACCUCAGGCUCACCAAUGCACACAUUGAAGAACUCAAUCACCACCUCUCUCAUAUGAGUGCUGGCACGGCCAGUGACUGCAUUACCAUUUCCCUGACAGCCACCCAUCCAUCUGCCCCUUCCUUGCUGUCUGAGCAAGUCACAGCCCCAAACGAACAGCCAGUACAACGCCAUCUGGCCACCUCAGUUACACAAACCUCCACCUCAGCUGCAACCUCCAGCUCAGCACCGACACGCACGAUCAUCCUGGGUGACGGCACUGAGCUCACUUUCACGGAGGCUGAUGUUGGCUCUCCACCGCUAACCGGCUUUGCUGACAACGUUGCUGGUAGUGUUUGA